CAUCCUUGAGGCCACGCCAGGGCGCUGGGAGGCUGUGGGAGCUCCUCCCAAACACUUCCUGCCGGGGACAUAGACACCUGUCGGUGUAGGUGCAGCGCACCCCAGGCCUGGAGGUCCAGGAGGCCUGGACGGACGCCCACCUGCAGCAGCUGACCCGCCCGGCUUGGACCUGCCGGGAGCUAGCUCACCGCCACCAUCCCAGCUCUGAGCACCGGAGCUGCCUAAGCAGGUCCACCCACAGGGUCCUCCACCCCAGCCUGGAUGUGCUCACUGCCGCUGCCUCAAGAGCCCUUGCGCCGUGUGGCAGUGAUCGGGGGCACGCACGGCAAUGAGAUGUCAGGUGUCUACCUGGCCCGGCACUGGCUGCAGGCCCCUGGGGAGCUGCGGAGGCCCAGCUUCUCUGCCACGCCGGUGCUGGCCAACCCGGCAGCUGCAGCUGCCUGCCGCCGCUACGUGGACUGCGAUCUCAACCGCUCCUUCACUGGCACCUUCCUCACUGCCAGGCCCCACCCGGAUGACCCAUACGAGGUGAAGAGGGCCCGAGAGCUGAAUCAGUUGCUGGGGCCCAAGGCCUCAAGCCAGGCCUUUGAUUUCGUCCUCGACCUGCACAACACCACGGCCAACAUGGGCACCUGCCUCAUCCUGGAAGCUGCCCACAAUGUCUUUGCCAUGCACCUGUGCCGCCACCUGCAGCUGCAGAACCCGGAGCUGCCCUGCCAGGUCUUCCUGUACAAGUUGCCCGGAGAAGAAAGCUGCAGCCUCAACUCGGUGGCCAAGAACGGAAUGGGCCUGGAGCUUGGCCCCCAGCCUCAGGGAGUGCUACGGGCUGACCUUUUCACCAGGAUGAGGGCCCUGGUGUCCUCAGUGCUGGACUUCAUCCAGCUCUUCAACCAGGGCACAGCCUUCCCUGCCUUUGAGAUGGAGGUGUACAGAGCCGUGAGCAGCGUGCACUUUCCACGCACCGAGGCCGGGGACCUGGCAGGCAUUGUGCAUCCUCAGCUGCAGGACCGAGACUUCGAGCCGCUGCGGCCCGGUGCACCCAUCUUCCAGAUGUUCAGUGGCGAGGACAAGCUCUACGAGGGGGAGUCCACCGUGUACCCUGUGUUCAUCAACGAGGCCGCCUACUACGAGAAGGGCAUCGCCUUCUUCCAGACGGAGAAGCUCAUGGUCUCCGUGCCCGCCCUGCCUGCAUUGGCCCCCGCCCCCGCCCCAACUCCCUAACGCAGGCCACGCCUGCCCGGCCUCAGCCCUCCCCCCUGACCCUG
Pteronotus mesoamericanus is the source of this 1265-nucleotide messenger RNA. It is a transcript of the gene ACY3, whose product is annotated as aminoacylase 3. The transcript has 8 exons. The coding region runs from base 262 to 1221 and encodes 319 amino acids. The record is from RefSeq and is a predicted model, not a curated record. Gene Ontology annotation, cellular component: cytosol. Lineage: Eukaryota; Metazoa; Chordata; Mammalia; Chiroptera; Mormoopidae. Gene Ontology annotation, molecular function: aminoacylase activity; hydrolase activity, acting on ester bonds.